Molecule: messenger RNA, 1044 nt
Organism: Penicillium arizonense
Lineage: Eukaryota; Fungi; Ascomycota; Eurotiomycetes; Eurotiales; Aspergillaceae
Product: t-SNARE syntaxin
Exons: 4
Coding region: 1-1044 (347 amino acids)
Biological process (GO): vesicle fusion; intracellular protein transport; endoplasmic reticulum to Golgi vesicle-mediated transport
Cellular component (GO): Golgi membrane; endomembrane system; SNARE complex
Molecular function (GO): SNARE binding; SNAP receptor activity
Source: RefSeq, a predicted model, not a curated record
AUGGCCGGUCCAUCGAUACAAGAUCGCACCAGCGAGUUCAGCGCCAUCCUGGGCCAGGCCCAGAAGCGCAUGGGCACCUCGAAAGUCGGCUCACAGCGCCAGGCCUUGCUAACAGACGCGCAAAGGCGACAGGCCGAUCCCUCACCCCCUGGCGCACAGGAUGCCAAGGUAGCGAGGUCGGAGUUCGCACGGAGAGCCCGAGAUAUCGGCAGAGGCAUCACGGGAACAAUGGCAAAGCUGCAGCGACUGGCUGAAUUGGCGAAACGGAAAACGCUCUUCGACGACCGCCCAGUCGAGAUCUCCGAAUUGACCUAUGUGAUUAAGCAAGACCUGGCUGCCCUGAACCAAAAUAUUGCCUCGCUUCAGGCACUCACCCACGCGCAACAUCCCAAGUCCAACCGCUCGAAGACGGAUCAGGAAGGGGAGCACAACGACAACGUCGUCGUCAUGCUACAGGGAAAGCUGGCCGAUGUAGGCGCCAGCUUCAAGGAGGUACUCGAGGUCCGCACAAAGAACAUCCAAGCAUCCCGAACACGAACCGAGAACUUUGUGUCCUCGGUAUCGUCCAAAUCACAAACUGCUCUAGAUGCGCAGCGCUCGGAUUCUCCUCUGUACAAUACAUCGGGGCGACGAACACCCCAACCGGGAUAUCAGGGCAACCCUUCGGAUAUUUUGACCCUGGAGCCGCAAAACCCCUCCCCUCUAGGACGCCCAUCAUUCCAAUCCGAUCAACAGUUGAUGAUCAUGGAAGAGGGAGAAUCAAGCAACACAUAUGUCCAAGCACGAGGCGAAGCUAUCGAGGCUAUCGAGCGAACCAUUAGUGAACUGGGUGGAAUCUUCGGCCAAUUGGCGCAGAUGGUCAGCGAACAAUCAGAAAUGAUACAGCGUAUCGAUGCCAACACUGAAGACGUCGUGGAUAACGUCCAAGGCGCCCAGCGUGAACUAAUGAAGUAUUGGACGCGUGUUUCCGGCAAUCGCUGGCUCAUUGCUAAGAUGUUUGGUAUUCUGAUGAUUUUCUUCCUCCUCUGGGUCCUGAUUUCAUGA